AACAAUUGGAAAUCUUUAUACCAUCUCCCGUCUCUGCUGAUUUCCGUACUUUUUCUUUCAGACAUGGGACGUGCUCAACUGUGAUAUGGCAAAUGUUUGACGAUAUUUUUGAUGCCGUAAAGGGUAAAUUCGACGAGAUAUCGACAUCAGUCGACGAUCGAAUAAAGGAAGCCCGAGACAACAGGUCCCGAAAUGGAACAGAUUCAGAUCAGAAAUCAGGAUUGUUUGGUAGCUUUAUCGAGCUUGUCGACGAAGCAAAUGACACAAUCAGUAAACUGCUGACUGAAGACAAAGUAGCUGGUCCGCUCCAGAUCGGUGCACCGCCGACAGGUUCUCUUAAACCCAGAUCAUCCAUUACUAGAGACUCUAACGGGGCUGGAAGCAGUCGGUCUAACCUGGAGUCAGACGAUGAUAUGUACGGUUACAAUCUUACUGAUGACGAGAGCGAGGAUGAGGAAGGGGAUGAUAGCGUUGGAGAUAUGCCUAAAAUCAGGUCUCAUCUCAAAGGAUCAGAUCCAAAUUCUCCAUCCGUCGAUAAGAAAUUAAAUCUAUCAGAUCUAGGCGGGGAACCGCUGCCAAGAUAUGGACUGCCCUCGGUCUAUCUGAAACCAAGUGAAGUCUGUCAACGUCGGGUUACGACCACCAGACGGAUAACAGAAGCCGACCUGGACGAGAAUUCUCCGUUGUAUCGACACAGAGACCAAAUUCUGGGUGCGGAGACUCAGAAAAAAGUAGCAACGGCGGAUUCUAAAUCUGGCGACAAAAGCAAGCGUCUGUUUAGAUAGAACUAUCACUAAACCACAAUUUUCGUAAAAUCGGUAAGGGUAAAAAAACUGCUAACUUACCUUUUACAGCACCUCUGUUUUAAAGCACCUCUUUGCUG
Molecule: messenger RNA, 883 nt
Organism: Bolinopsis microptera
Lineage: Eukaryota; Metazoa; Ctenophora; Tentaculata; Lobata; Bolinopsidae
Exons: 2
Coding region: 93-785 (230 amino acids)
Source: RefSeq, a predicted model, not a curated record